Messenger RNA from Amphibalanus amphitrite, 1907 nucleotides. Its product is annotated as transcription factor 21-like. Gene Ontology annotation, molecular function: protein dimerization activity; RNA polymerase II transcription regulatory region sequence-specific DNA binding; DNA-binding transcription factor activity, RNA polymerase II-specific. Bases 24 to 620 code for a protein of 198 amino acids. Lineage: Eukaryota; Metazoa; Arthropoda; Thecostraca; Balanomorpha; Balanidae. The transcript is spliced from 3 exons. The record is from RefSeq and is a predicted model, not a curated record. Gene Ontology annotation, biological process: developmental process; regulation of transcription by RNA polymerase II.
AGGCGCCGUGUCGGGCGGCCUGUAUGUUCGCCGGGGGUCUCGGCACCAGCGACACCACCUGUGUCGGCUCUGGUGCCGGUGUUGGUGCCGGCAGUGUCCCUGGUCCAGUUCGGGAGAACCCAUCGUCCUCCAGCUGCUGGGGUGGUGCCGGCGGCGCGGACGGUGUCGCCCUUCCCGUCGAGCCGCCCGUCCGAGAGAGGAAGCUUCUGAGGACGUGUCGUCGCCGAGUGGGAGGACCCGUCUCCAAACACACCGGGCAGAAGGAGAAGCCGGUUCAUCUGGUUCAGAGGAGGAACGCGCGCGAGCGGCGCCGCGUGCAGGCGGUCAACGUGGCCUUCAGCAGACUGAGCAAGGUGGUGCCCCUGGAGACGAGGGGGAAGAGGAUCAGCAAGGUGAAAACUCUACACAAGGCUAUCGAGUACAUUGACCAGCUGCGCAGGCUGCUGGCAGCAGAUGACCUCAGCCGAGGUCACGUGACCGGGUCAGCACCGCUCGAGUCUGGAGGGGACAAGGAGAACGCAUGGUGUGCGCCACUUCAGGUGUACGCAGACCUGCCUCCACAGCAGCAUGUCUACAACAUGCAGUACACCAUAAUGACCGGGUUCACCCCCGACCAGUAGAGCUGCAUCUACCAGCCUCCACAGCAGCACGUUUACAACAUGCAGUACACCAUAAUGACCGGGUUCACCCCCGACCAGUAGAGCUGCAUCUACCAGCCUCCACAGCAGCACGUCUACAACAUGCAGUACACCAUAAUGACCGGGUUCACCCCGGACCAGUAGAGCUGCAUCUACCAGCCUCCACAGCAGCACGUCUUCAACAUGCAGUAUACGAUAACGACCGGGUUCACCCCGGACCAGUAGAGCUGCAUCUACCAGCCUCAACAGCAGCUUGUCUUCAACAUGCAGUAUACGAUAACGACCGGGUUCUCCCCGGACCAAUAGAGCUGCUUGCGCAAUACCCAAGCAUUGGUUGGGUACUUCACCGGUACCCAGUUCUGUUCAGCUCGAUGGCCAUUACAUCCCUGGCCCUGUUUCACCGCCGCUGCCAGCACACGUGUCACAUUGGGUUUCCAUGGAGACAUCAAGGCUAUAGAACUCCGGAGGCAUCAACAAAUUCGCAUCUCCAACAUUACCACAAAGUAUGAUCAGCUUGGGAAAUGCGCUGGCAGCGCGUUGGCAGCGUCGGUGAAACAGGGGCCCUGUCCCACCGAAUCGCUUUAGCAGCCAUAUCACCGAGACCGCAUAAGACAGAGUCGACUUAUGACGUGCCAGAUUAAGUGAAAGCAAGUGAAAGAUCUUCUGGGUAGUCACACAUUUUUGCGAAUGGCCAUUGGUCAAUCUACAGGUGCGCUUCGCUGCACAGCUUCACCAAUGUUGAGUGUUACUGAGCUAUUUGAAUCCGUCCAUGUCAGCCGUCCCGCGAACCCGUUCAAACACGCGUCAGAUUCAUGAAUUUGACAAACGCAGCCUAGCGGAUUAUACAGAAUACGCGGUGUCCCUCAUGCAAGCUAUAGUGAGCUUUGUCUAGUCAGUGCAAACAAGUUGCUAAGGUGUCUAUCGAUAGAUAUGCUAGAUAAAUAGACUUGCUGUAGUGUGUGACGGUGCUGGUAAAAGGAAAAGAUAGUUGGUGUAAGACUAAGAUGAUUGAGGUGCCAUCUGCUGCUGCAUAGUGUGACUUGGAAUCAUGUGUGGGGAGUUGUGAAACAAGUAGGCAGCCCUAUGAUGCAACUUUUCCGUCCAAAGAUCAUGCAACUGCAAAGCAAGCUGUAAAAUAUAGUUACUUGUUUUAAAAGCGAGUGUUUACAUGAAAACGGGCUCUGUGUACUCGUGUUAGAUACAUUUUGGUUUACCGUCAUAUCAAAAUAAAAAAUGUGAUAAGAUUGAAAUAAACCCUAACAGCGCUUU